Messenger RNA from Caenorhabditis sp. 36 PRJEB53466, 1281 nucleotides. The record is from the annotation of a GenBank genome assembly. Lineage: Eukaryota; Metazoa; Nematoda; Chromadorea; Rhabditida; Rhabditidae.
AUGAGCAAGUUCCUCGUCUUCCUGUUCUCGGCUUUCUGCCUCUCGACGGCUGCUCCCUUCUCCAAUGGGACCCUCUUGUCGUCUGCCAACUCGACCGAUUUGUGUGCCAUCGGAAACAUCAUCCAUCCGACUGCCUCUUCUUCCUUCUAUUAUCCAUCUACUUGGAGAGAGAACCAGACUGCUCCUGCCCUCGAUGCCGCUAAAUCCUGCAGUUGGCUCGUCACUGUUCCACAGGGACACUUCGCCAAACUCGUUGUCAGCGGACAGGUCUCGAAACUUCAACUUAUUGAUUCCGCUGGAAAUGUUGAUCAGUUCGUUUCUCACGUCGCAUUGAAGUCUUCGAAUGUCCCGUUUCCAGAUCUUCAAACGAAACGAUGACUCCGUACUACUUCACUUCUCCAAAGUUCACCAUAGGACUCUCCAGCUCCAACAGCUCUGCCACUUUCGCUUUCAAGGUCGUUUGGGCUCCACGUAAGACUGCUAGUUGCAAGUAUUUCAGUAGACCAAUGCUUUUCAGUCCCAACCAAUCUGGAGAGCAACUUCGUCAAUUACACUGCCCUCGUGAAGGAGAUCACUGCCAAUGCGUCCGGAUUCAGUGUGGGCUCCGGAAGCCGUGUCUCCCUCCUUCCGGUCCCUUCCAACCCGUCGAACCCGGUCUCAUUGCGAAGUGUGGUCGUCUUCCAGGGAGAGUCUACAAACGAGCAGUACAUCACAAAGUAUACGAGUUUUCCCCAAUCCAUUCCGCCAAUUUCCUCCUUCCAGUCUCUACCGUAUCUAUCAAAGUGGGCAGCAACUCGCUUCUAUUGGUCAGGCCCUCACGAUCGUCAACCUCGAAGCGAGCAACUCCUCCGAUGUUCUCAUCGUUCAGAACUUCCAAUGUACACUUGCAUCUGCUCGAAAUCUUCUCAUACCGUUCUUUUUCAGACACGAAGGACAUCCACGACUACAAGGGAUUCACGUGCUCCGCCAACAGUACCUGCUCAGUCCAGGUGAACUCGGGAAUGAGAUCUUCUGCUGCUGUGUCCGUCAACACAAACACCGAAGUGCUGACUGCCGUGAGAAUGGACGCGGUAGCCAAACAUCCUAUCCAGUCCCUUCACCCGAUUUCUUUUGCAGUCCGCUUCCCUGACAGUUUACUACGGAUCGACUUCUGACGCUUGCAAAGUGGCGCAGUUCAGUGCCAACAAGAUCCAGUCACUGCUUCCGAUGAGCUUCUCCGGCAACUGCACGCAGUACGUCGUGAGCAGUGGAAAGGCAUAUCUCGAGAUUAACAGAAUGUGA